UUAACGUCGAGUUCCUCAAUAUGACACAGUGAUGUGAUGCCUCGGAGCGAAUGACAGCUCUUAAUGCUGCUCGGAGUCACUCAUACAAACAGGUUUAUUCAUCAAAAAUGAAGUUCUUCUGUGCUGUGUGCAGCUGGAUGUGUCUGUCAGGAUUUGGAAUUUCAGCUACUGAUUGGGCGGACAUAUAUGUAAAGGGACGUGAAGGAGAGCAGGUCACAGUUACAUGUAUUCAUGACUGGGCUUCAACCAACAGAAAGUAUUUCUGCAGAGGUCAAUGUAAAGACAGAGAUGUUCUAGUAUCAUCUGAUCGGUCAUCUAACGGAAGGUUUAGUCUUAAGGAUUUUGGAAAUGGUAAGUUCACAGUGACCAUCACUGAUCUAAAGAAGACAGACUCUGGGAUUUACUGGUGUGGAGUGGACAGAGUUGGUGCAGACACGUAUGGGAAGGUCAAUCUGAGAGUAUCUAAAGCAGACACACACACGACUCUGAGGACUCCUCGAACCUCCACGAGUACAUCAUUCACUCCAGCACCUGAUGACAUCACAAACUCAGUUUCAUUGAAAGGUCCAGUUUUACCACACACUCCAGAGGACCAAACGUUUUUUGAUAAAGCAGGUCAUCUGAUGUACACUGCUGUGGGUCUGACUGUGAUGCUGGUUAUACUUGGAGUGAUUCUCUAUGUGUAUAAAAAGAAGAAAAGGAAGUCACACAGUUCCAGUGGUAGAACUGCAGCUGAUGAUGAAAGACGCACCACAAUAACCACAGAGACGGCGGGUGAUUAUGAGGACAUCACAGAGACCCAACAGCGGACUGAUCCACACACACCCACCACUGUGUAUUCAGCUGUCAAUCAUCAUUCUGCAGCCAAUCAGAUUCCAGAUUCCUCCCUCUAUUCCAACCUCUCCAUCCAACCGUCCAACACUGACACGGUUAUAUAUGCAACUAUUGACCUGCGUAAAAAACAAGGACCACAAACCUUCAGAACUGAAGAUACAGUAACAUAUGACAUUAUAUUUUGUUCCUGAAGCUGUUUAACAUUGCUAACAUAUUGUCGUAAGUAAUGUAAUUUAUAAAUAAUUAAACAUGUUUAUAUAUUGUGGCCUUGCAAUGACAGUUACAUGGAUUUCCGCAUCACUAAAAAAUGACUCAAUUCUGCAUGUAGAUGAUACAAUAGCAGGAUGUUUGUUUACAUCUACUGAUCUGAUCAAGUGAUGAUAAAGAAAGCAACCCACUGAGCAGAGCUCAGACAAUAAAUGAUACCAGCAUGUUUCUCUUCUCUUCUUGAUCUUAAUCAUCU
Triplophysa rosa is the source of this 1297-nucleotide messenger RNA. Its product is annotated as CMRF35-like molecule 5. NCBI's taxonomy places the organism in Eukaryota, Metazoa, Chordata, Actinopteri, Cypriniformes, Nemacheilidae. Bases 51 to 1025 code for a protein of 324 amino acids. The record is from RefSeq and is a predicted model, not a curated record. The transcript has 7 exons.